Messenger RNA from Prorocentrum cordatum, 864 nucleotides. The record is from the annotation of a GenBank genome assembly. Lineage: Eukaryota; Dinophyceae; Prorocentrales; Prorocentraceae.
AUGCGGGCGCCAGACAUCAGUGCUCGGCUGCCCCGUGCCGUCGGGCGUGCUGCCCGCGAGCUUCUUCGGAUCCGCACCCGUGGCGGCCAGCUGCCUUUGCCUGCGGUCGGUGCAGCGGCCGCUGCUGGCGUCGGCGCGGCUGCGCUGGGCGGGCUCCGCGGGAAUGUGGUUGCAGGCGCUGACGCUGUGCCUCAUGGCUUUCUGCAGGCUGGUGGACCCCGGGCAGGUGAGCCACUCGGAGUGCGACCUACCCCUGCGAGCUCACAAAGCGUGGACACACGAGCGUCCUAUUCGCCGCUACGAUCACUACUGUCGGUGGCUCGGGUGCAGCAUCGGGCUCCUCAACCACAGGAGGAAUUCUUCCUGAUGCUGUGCGCUCUCGCAGCCUCAAAUGGCCUUGCUCUGUUUUUGGAUGUGGUCAUUAUCGUGGUGGACAUCGCGCAAAGCGACGGCGGCGUUGGAGGUCCCUGUGUACAUCUGUUCGUAUUGAUCCACGCAGCCUAUGCCGCCGUGGUCUGCUAUUUUGGAGGGCACAUCCUGAAGUUGCACUUGGGAUUCAUAGGCCGCAGCGAGCUGAGUUCAGAUUGGAAGGAGGAUACCUUCUAUCGCGUCAGUGGGAAGACCGUCUGGCGGGAGAAUCCCGACGCGGAGCCAGUGUUCAUUGAGGACCUUGACCGCGAGCGGUCGGAGGAGCUGAUCAACGCCCUGGUUGUGAACCUGGAUCCUGAGGACUACAACAAGAUAGAUCUGCCGACGACCCUCUACGACCCGAGCAGGAACGAGUUCGAUAAAGGCUUCAAAACCAACUGGUGGAACUUCUUCUGCGUGCCGCGCUGGAGGAGAGGGUGCACUGGCGAGUUCUGA